AUGAUAUGUCCUUCAAAAGAAUCAAUCGAUGAAUGGUGGAAUCAUUUAUCGAGUCCCUUUAAACGAUCUCAUUUUAAACCAGUUGGUUUACAAUUUAUGAAGCAUGAUUACUCAUCCGUUCGUUCAUAUGAAAUAAAUUUUGAUGAUUCAUUAGUAACAAAAGAAUAUUCAGCUGAUUAUAAAAGUUAUUUAUUGUUUAGCAACAAUUAUUCAAAAUAUAUUCAAUAUGUAAAAGCAUUUACCGGUCUUAGUUUUAAUAAACAAACAAUAAAUAAUAUCAAAGUCUCUGUUAAAACAGAUAUAAUUAACAAUGAACAUCAGUGGAUGAAAAAAAAAUCACUGUUUGAUCAAUUAAAAGUGUUCAAUAUUCUAAAAAAGAAUAUUUCAUUUCGCAUUGGUAUUGAAACAACAAAUAUCAUACAAAAUUGGCAUGACAAGAAUUUUAAUUUUUUUUUUAAAUACUUUUGA
Molecule: messenger RNA, 468 nt
Organism: Didymodactylos carnosus
Lineage: Eukaryota; Metazoa; Rotifera; Eurotatoria; Philodinida; Philodinidae
Source: the annotation of a GenBank genome assembly